GGAGUCCCAUGAUGGGCAACUCCGUGAUGGGCAAUCCCAUGAUGGGCGGCCCCAUGAUGGGCAGCCCCACAAUUGGCGGCAACUCGAGGCAAGGCACGCCUCCGCUGGUCCACGCCCUCGGAAUGCCGGGAUCAGGCAUUGGAUUUACUGGCAAGCCAGGUGCUCUCGUCGCCGCGGGGCCUGCGAGCAGCGCGGGCCCGUCCGGCGGUCUUCCAGCAAGACUGCCCGUAUCAGAAACAGGCCCGCAGCUCUUCGGACAGAGGCAGGGCACACCACCAGGCAUGCCGAAGGAGUCGCUGGCUGGGCCAAGGACAGCGUCUUCGACAUCGGGGCUCGUAGGUGAGUCUAUGGGCGUCGUAAGGUUCGAGGCGGUGCCAGGCAUGCACAGCACUCCUCUGGCCCAAGGAACUGGGAGCUCGAGCCUCUCUGUGUUCGGCCUUUCAGGUCAACAUCAACAACAUAGCAACACUGCUGUAAUAGCAACACUAGUGGCAGAGCUUCUGACCCAGGCCUCUCCUCUGCGUCUGCCUCCAGGUGCAGCAGACGAUAUUCGAAGUUCGUCUUCAAUGGCACUGUCCGCCGACGGCAGGCAUCCAGGCUUCCUUCAUGCCAACUCGGCAUCAAUGUCGCCAAGCUCCUUUAGGCUCCAUCAUGUUGGCCUGGCUUCGGGCGGUAGCUCUCCAACUGAUGCUCCGCUUGAGUUGAUUCCGCAGGAUUACUAUGGGCCACGCCAAGCUUCCUCGCCUAGCCGACGAGGUCCCCUGCAGCCUUUGCGACAGAACAGCUCAGCCGCCACAUGGCUAAAGUGA
This is a messenger RNA of Symbiodinium necroappetens, 809 nucleotides long. The record is from the annotation of a GenBank genome assembly. NCBI's taxonomy places the organism in Eukaryota, Dinophyceae, Suessiales, Symbiodiniaceae.